Molecule: messenger RNA, 861 nt
Organism: Cuscuta europaea
Lineage: Eukaryota; Viridiplantae; Streptophyta; Magnoliopsida; Solanales; Convolvulaceae
Source: the annotation of a GenBank genome assembly
GCAAACUAAAAUCGAAGUGCCAAAUUAACAUAAAGAUCUAGAAUAGUAUAGUUUGGGCCCGUUGUUGCGAUUUGGUCUGCGGCCCAAGAGUAGAGUCCAAUGUAAUGGGUGACCCGGUCUGACUUAUAUAACCUAAUCCGUCCAAAGAAUAAGAAUGUUGGUCGUUCUAUAGGGUUGCCGCACCAUCCGACUCUUUUUCUUCAUCUGUCGCAAUUACAGGCUUUUGCUGCUAGCACUCCAAACAAAUUGGAAGAAUGGCAUACACAGCGAUGAAGCCAAUGAAGCCUGGUAUGGAGGAGCCCCAGGAGCAAAUCCAUAAGAUCAGAAUCACUCUCUCUUCUAAGAAUGUCAAGAACCUUGAGAAAGUGUGCAGUGAUUUGGUCCGAGGUGCCAAGGACAAGAGUCUCAGGGUUAAGGGACCAGUUAGGAUUCCCACGAAAGUUCUUCUUAUUACUACUAGAAAGGCCCCAUGCGGAGAAGGUACCAACACUUGGGACAGGUUUGAACUUCGCGUGCACAAGAGGGUGAUUGACCUCUUCAGCUCACCCGAAGUCGUCAAACAGAUAACCUCAAUUACCAUUGAACCAAGGGUGGAAGUUGAGGUUACCAUUGCGGAUUCUUAGUUUUUAUGUCUUUAGUAAUUAAUUUAAUUACUGAAUGAAUUUUGGGAUUUUUUUUUUCACAUCUUCUCAUGGACUUGAAGGUACUAGGUAUUUUUUAUAGCAUUGGGGUUUAGAUAAAUUUUGUUAUUUCAAGAAAAACAUACGUUUAGAGUAGAAAAGAUUAUUAUUUACAGAACUACAUUAUAUUAGUGCCAUUUGGUUUGAGUAUAUCUUUCCCGGGUUUCAUGGUGUGUUUAGG